Ruditapes philippinarum (Manila clam) is the source of this 1190-nucleotide messenger RNA. Its product is annotated as TWiK family of potassium channels protein 7-like. The transcript has 2 exons. Gene Ontology annotation, cellular component: membrane. Gene Ontology annotation, biological process: potassium ion transmembrane transport; stabilization of membrane potential. The coding region runs from base 557 to 1141 and encodes 194 amino acids. The record is from RefSeq and is a predicted model, not a curated record. Lineage: Eukaryota; Metazoa; Mollusca; Bivalvia; Venerida; Veneridae. Gene Ontology annotation, molecular function: potassium ion leak channel activity.
GUUCUGAAACCAAUUAAAACAUUGUGAUAUAGUAAUGAGGUAAACAAUGCAGUAUAACAAUAGAUUAUCUCGUUCUAGAGCGGAUAUUUCUUAAUGCAGGUAUUGAUAAACUUGUUAUAUUUGAUUUAUCAUCUUUGAUAAUUCCUCAGAUAAUGUUCCAUUAUUUUUAUUUGCUGCUCAUAAAACAGAUGGCUGGAUAUGAAAGCCUCUAAUUAUAUGAAAAGGAACGAAUUGUUAUGAAUUGGAUGUUCCUGAAACACUUCAAAAUGCGGCUGUACAAACAAUAGAAACAUAAUUGCAAUAAUGUAUAAGUCGAUUUUAGACUUGCUAGAAUAUGAGAUAUACCGAAGCUUUUAAAAUGAAAGUUUCCACAAAGCUAGGAUUUUAUAAAGGAAAUUAAUAAAAACGGAAUUGUUAAAAUUAAUAACAAAGGGCAGAAUUGCGUGGGAUUUCUACGUUGCAAUAGUGCAAUGCGAAAUUAAACUGAUAUAAAACAUACUAGAUUAAAGAACAUAAAAAUAAGAUAAUAAUCUAUAUAAAAAAGUAAAUAUUUGAAAUGGAAAAGUCAGAAAUUUCUGAAGGAAGUUCCAUAGAAAAUGUGGAUACAUUAGAUGAAAAGGAGAACACUGAGGAUAUGAAUAUUGAAACAGAGACUCGGUGUCAAUCUUGUCUUCGUGUGUUCAUAAAAUGUUUGAGACGUUUUAUCGCCUUUUUGUUCUCGCAUGUUGGCCUAACUUGUCUUGUGGUUGGAUACGCCAUUCUUGGUGGAAUCCUCUUCAAAGCCGUUGAGUUGCCUGAAGAGAAGCUGAUCCGACAAGACGCUGUUGAUACCAAAAACUCUUACGCUAGAAAAAUUGUAGAAUUAUUCGACGGCUCGGACAUUCAAAAGGUUUUGGACAAACCUGCUCUGAAUAGACGACUGGAUGAUUUGUUGAAGGAAUAUCAAGAUGAAGUAUAUGUUUUUACCGAGGAAAGAGACUGGGAUGGACGAUUUGAAGGGGACGAUUUUCAGUGGUCCUUUGCAGAGUCCCUUUUAUAUUCUGUUACAGUCAUUUCAACCAUCGGUUAUGGAAACAUAACGCCUAAGACAAUAGGCGGGCGUUUGCUGACAAUCGUGUAUGGAAUAGGUGGUAUCCCUUAACCAUGCUGUGUCUACAUAACAUAGGGAACCUGAUGGCUGGCUGUUUCCG